This is a messenger RNA of Scleropages formosus (Asian bonytongue), 2583 nucleotides long. It is a transcript of the gene usp44, whose product is annotated as ubiquitin specific peptidase 44. The transcript has 6 exons. Gene Ontology annotation, biological process: protein deubiquitination. Gene Ontology annotation, molecular function: zinc ion binding; cysteine-type deubiquitinase activity. The coding region runs from base 248 to 2431 and encodes 727 amino acids. Lineage: Eukaryota; Metazoa; Chordata; Actinopteri; Osteoglossiformes; Osteoglossidae. The record is from RefSeq and is a predicted model, not a curated record.
GUUUUCCGCGCGGGGAGUGACGGGGGAGGGGGCCAUCUACGUCACGCUCGGGCUUCCGGGUGUGUGGCGUCACCGGAGGACACAGCGAAGCCGACUCCACGCGACAAGGCCAGACAAGAUGGCGGCGGCUGUAGUGUCAGCGGUCAGGGUGCUAUAGUUUGAUAGAUAAAAUGCUGUGAGAGGGGUGUAUUUCACAGCUUGCUCUAGUUGCCAUGGUGAUCUGAAACGAGCAGGUGGCACACGUGUGAUGGACCGGUGCAAGCAUGUGGGCCGGCUGCGGCUCGCCCAGGACCACUCUAUCCUGAACCCCCAGAAGUGGCACUGUGUGGACUGUAAUACCACGGAGUCGGUGUGGGCCUGCCUGAGCUGCUCACACGUGGCCUGUGGGCGCUACAUUGAGGAACAUGCGCUCCGCCACUUCGUAGAGAAGCGACACCCGGUGGCCCUGGAGGUCAACGAGUUGUACGUCUUCUGCUACCUGUGUGAUGAUUACGUCCUGAAUGACAAUGCCACGGGUGACCUGAAACUGCUACGCAGCACGCUGAACGCCAUCAAAAGCCAACGUUACGAGUGCACGACGCGUAGUGGCCGCACCCUCCGCUCCGCCUUCGCUACAGGAGACGAUGUCCCGACCCGCGGGGCGCAGGAGCUGUUGCUAAGGGAUGAAGAUCGCAUGUUUACAGCACUGUGGCACCGCCGCCGUGCCCUCAUUGGACGGGUUUUCCGUUCCUGGUUUGAGCUGACAGCGGGGGGACAGAGGCGGGCAGAGGAGGAGAGGCAACGUGAGGAAGUGGAAGAGCGGAGGAGGGAGGCGCGGGAACGGCGGCUGGAGCUCAAGCGGCAGUUCAGGGAGGAGCUGGAGAGCGUACCACCCAGGAAGAGCAACCGUCUGCGGCAGCAAAGUCAGAGAGCAUCGGCUCGGGCCGCGCUACCCAGGCCCGUCCGUUCCAGGAGCACUGACAAAGCCUCAAAGACUUCCAGGGUGCUCAAACCGUCACCCAGGAGGGGGAGGCGGAAUGCAAAGCCCGCAUUACGCAAGUCUCGCUUUGCCAAAACCAAACCCAGAAGCAGAGUCACUGCAGCCAAAGCCACGGCCCCAACCCAUUCGUCAAGCCCCGUGUCCAAGAUGGGCGACUCGCCCAUCAAACGGAGGCCCACCGUGACCCCUGGAGUGACGGGCCUUCGUAACCUGGGCAACACAUGCUACAUGAACUCCAUCUUGCAGGUGCUCAGCCACCUGCAUAUCUUCCGCGAAUGCUUCCUGCAGCUGGACUUGAACCAGGCCCUGGAGCUGCUGGCCAGUGCUGUCAACGGCAAGCUGGUGGUGCACGGGGGUGGCGGUGCAGGAGGUCUGCCCCACCUGCAGCAUCCCCCCUCACCGCCUGCUGCAGUCCCCCGGAAGGGCCCGACGUUGGUCUCAGGCCUAAGCGGGGGUGCCCCACGGGGCCGCAGCAUGGAACUGAUACAGCCCAAGGAGCCCAGCUCGAAGCACAUCUCCCUCUGCCAUGAGCUGCACACGCUCUUCCAAGUCAUGUGGUCGGGCAAAUGGGCGCUGGUGUCGCCCUUUGCCAUGCUGCACUCCGUUUGGCAGCUGAUCCCCGCCUUCCGUGGAUACGCGCAGCAGGACGCCCAGGAGUUUCUUUGCGAGUUGCUGGACAAGGUGCAGCGGGAGCUUGAGAACACGGGUGCUCUGACGCCUGCCAGCAUGCCGACCAACCAGCGGAGGCUCAUCAAGCAGGUGCUCAGCGUGGUCAACACCAUCUUCCACGGACAGCUACUGAGCCAGGUGACCUGCCUGGCCUGUGACAACAGGUCGAAUACCAUUGAGCCAUUCUGGGACCUCUCCCUGGAGUUCCCGGAGCGCUACCACUGCAACGGCAAGGAGACGGCCGCCCAGUUUUCCUGCCAGCUGACUGAGAUGCUGGCGAAGUUUACGGAGACCGAAGCGCUGGAGGGGAGCAUCUAUGCCUGUGAGCAGUGCAACAAUAAGCGGCGCAAGUUCUCCUCCAAACCCGUCAUUCUCACCGAAGCACAGAAGCAGCUCAUGGUUCACAAACUGCCUCAGGUCCUGCGACUGCAUCUCAAACGCUUCAGGUGGUCUGGGCGGAACCAUCGGGAGAAAAUCGGGGUCCAUGUCAGUUUCGACCAGGAGCUCAACAUGGAGCCCUACUGCUGCCGGGAGCUGUCCCCCGCUGGCCCGCCACCCAGAGAGCACUUCCUGUACGAGCUGUCUGCUGUUGUGAUGCAUCAUGGGAAGGGCUUUGGCUCUGGCCAUUACACUGCCUACUGCUACAACACGGAGGGAGGUUUCUGGGUUCACUGUAAUGACUCCAGACUGAACGUGUGCACGGUGGAGGAGGUAUGCAGGGCCCAGGCUUACAUCCUCUUCUACACGCAGAGGGUCUCUCAGGACAAAAGAAGGCCUCCAUAAGCGGGGGGAGGUGCAUCCCCUCUCUACCUUCCCUCGCUGCCCCCAGCAAGGGUCCCUCUACUCAGGGCCACACUGGAAAGAGCCCUUCCACCGCUUUACCCUCAUCCCUCCUAACGAGCAGCUCCAAGGAAACUUCCAAAUGCUCUUGUGUU